Molecule: messenger RNA, 2145 nt
Organism: Symbiodinium necroappetens
Lineage: Eukaryota; Dinophyceae; Suessiales; Symbiodiniaceae
Source: the annotation of a GenBank genome assembly
AUGCCAAAAAGAAACCAGUGCCAACGGACCAGGGCUUUGCAAGGGUGUGUGUUGUGCUUGCUUGGCUCUCUGACGCCUGGUCCUGCAGUUUCUGGCGCAUCCUUUUGGUGGAAUGCCGGAUAUCCUCGACAGUUACUCCGGAGUGUCGCGGAGGUUGAGUUUUUGUCACACCUUGCCGUGCUUUUGGCACCGGACCAGCCGAUCGCAGAGCUAUUUCGUGAUUUUUGUGUUGAGCCAUCCGAGAACUGGGCGUCAAGCCGUUUGAGCCCGGACUUGGCGGUGCCUGGUGUCUUGAAAGAGAAGAAUGCCGUGUUGUUCCUAGAAUAUGAUGGAUACUACCGGCAUCAGCUACCCUCCGGGAUUGCCGCAGACGAACGCAAGAAUGCAGCUUUGAUGCAUUAUGCGCCAGCAGGCUCGCGAGUCGUAAGGGUGGCCCACGCCGGCCGGAAUGUCUCCAGAGGCGACGACAGAGUAAUCGAAGUUGUGGUGAGUACUUGGCAGCCUGGCACCCAAAGAUCCCUGAGGAGAACUGUAUGGCAACUCGCACAGCAUUUAUCCAGCAAGUUGCAUGGUCUGCUGCGUCCUGCACCAAGAGCACGUAUUCUCGAAGUUCCUCACCCUGGCCAGGUUGAUCUGGAGCCUGCGCAUUCUUUCGUUCAGGAAGCUACACUCUCAGGCGGAGGUGGGACAGCAGAGAGCAGGAGGACUGAGGUCCUCGCAUUUCUUCAAGAAGUCAUCGCUUUGCCAGAGGCUGUGGCUGAGGCAGCAUUGCGGAAGUUCCCUCCGUUGCUUGGGUGCAGCAUCGAGGCCAACCUGAAACCCACUGUGGAUUGGCUGCACGAUUUGGGUCUGAGCAAGGCCCAAGUGUCAAAGGCCAUUGCCAAGUAUCCUCGUUUGCUUGGGUACAGCAUCGAGGCAAACUUGAAACCCACUGUGGAGUGGCUGCACGAAGUUGGGUUGAGCAAGGCCCAAGUGACCAAGUCCGUCGCCACUUAUCCUUCACUGCUUGGUUUGAGCAACGAGGCAAACUUGAAACCCACAGUGGAGUGGCUGCACGAAGUUGGGUUGAGCAAGGCCCAAGUGACCAAGGCCAUGGCCACUUAUCCUUCACUACUUGGUUUGAGCAUCGAGGCAAACUUGAAACCCACUGUGGAGUGGCUGCACGAGGUGGUUCUGAGCAAGGCCCAAGUGACCAAGGCCAUCGCCACUCAUCCUCAGUUGCUUGGGUUGAGCAUCGAGGCGAACUUGAGACCCACUGUGGAGUGGCUGCACGAGGUGGGUCUGAGCAAGGCCCAAGCGUACAAGGCCAUUGCCACCUUGCCUCAAUUGCUUGGGUACAGCAUUGAGGCCAACUUGAAACCCACUGUGGAGUGGCUGCAUGAAGUUGGAUUGAGCAAGACCGAGGUGUCCAACAUGAUUGCAACCUUUCCCCAGCUGCUCGGGUUGAGUAUCGAAGCGAAUCUGUCUCCAAAGUUGUUUCUUUUGCAUGGUUAUUUCUCUCCAGCUGUUUGCAGGGACAUCAUCGCCGCAUUUCCUCGACUGUUUUCUUACAGCCGAGAUCGGCUGCAGGAUCGCUUGGCAAUUCUGCACAACCAUCAGCUGGUUUCGAAGCUUCUCUCUGUCAUAACUUUGACGAAUGCUCGCUUUGCCCGGAGAUUUCCCACAGCACCGCUGUCUCAAAGGCAGCGCAUGUCACACGCCCACGGUGCGAAGGCAGCUCAGUGCAGAAAUGCGCUCCUUGGUCGGGGAAGUUGUGUUCUUCUCGCCUUCAAGAGUCAGAGACUAGGUGACUAUACCCAUAGGCCAGCUCCGAAGGUGGAGAUUACACCGGUGGAGACCGAGGUGGGAACCAAGAAGGUUAUCACCAAGCCUCCACGGCUCCUUACUCAGGAGGACUGCGAGACGCUGCUGUCGAAGGGAAAGUAUGACCUUUUGGUGGUGGGAAGCCCAUUAGAUCCACCGAAGAGCAGCAGCACUGCAGAUGUCAUCGCGCAGCAGUCGGCAGUGGACAAGUUCCUCUUCCUCUUGCUUCAGUCGAUGAUGAAGCAUGAAGGCUGCGUGCAGCGGUUGGCGGUGCUCACUCAUGACACCUUCACAGUGGAGGAAGCCUCACACAAGCAGCGCGGUUUGAGCAUCGUGUCUGGA